CGCUGAUGAGGUGAGAUUAGUCAACUUUCAGCGUCGCUGCAGAUGCCGGAGCGUCGUCUCAGAUCGACAACAGAAAUAAUCCUGUGUUACCCAGAUUCUUGUGUCUCCUUGGGACGAACACAUGAAACAAUGCCCUUCUAUUCUGACACCGAAGGUGCUAAAAGCAAUAGAAGUCCCGCCAACCGAUCCGUCACCGACGGAAGCGAAUGCAAAGAAGCAAAUCUUUUGUUGUCGUUGGCAUCAUCGCACAAUAGGGAUCACAGGGCUUCGUCUUCCGCCGUGACACCUUCUCCUAUGUUUGGGAACGACGAUCGUUCGUUUAUUUCGACGGAAAAGCAAAUUUCAUCUUUGGGAUCGACGAGCGGACGAAACUUCCAUUCCUCGCCAUUCGAGCUCCCCGGGCGUCGGUCGUUUCCAACGAACAUCAAUCGAUCUUUAGCCCAGCCAAACUCCGACGACGAUGAACCUAGCCCCAAUCGAAAAUUGAAAGCCGAGGUGGCCGGGAUUCUUUCUCAGUCGGCGAAAAAAAGGCGAAAGCAAAAGAUACAGGGUGAAAGUCUCAGUGACUCCUCGUACAUUGAGUCCGAAAUUCACCCCAAUCCAAGUCCCGGCCAGCGUGUAAUAUCUCCCACCUUCGAAACCGGGCGGUACGACGACGAUAUGACAAUUCCGCCUCAUGCUAUGGCUCCAUAUCCACCGCACUAUGCGUCCAUACCGUACCCGGCUCCUUACGGUAUGAUGCCGAUUUACCCACAUGGGUACGGCCCACCUACGGCUAUGGGAUUCGCCCAUCCGGGCUAUGCUCCGCCAUACUACGGACUAAUGCCACCCCCGCUACCAGCAGCACAUGCAGCAGCUGCUGCGGCCGCUCAUUACCAUCAUCAGCAGCAGCUACAGAAAAGAAAUGAAGCGAGUGUCGCAAGUCGAUCAAGUCCCCUUUCACGUCCGGAUUCUAGUGCUUCUAGUGAAUCAGAAAGUGUUUCGUCUGCUUCGUCUUCGCCAACACCUUGCACCAGAAUCAGAGGUGAAUCUAUGAAAUGCAUCAAAAUCGAUCGCCCUUUUCCAGGGUAUGAAUACGCUUCUGGCAGAAAAGCCACUCCCUUAGACACGCCGAAAAUGCCCGAUUUUCAGCGGCUCGUCAACUUUCCUGACUUCUUGUCCAAAAAACAAUCGGAGGAAGACAGCGUUGGUCGACGUCCGGUGUCGAACCGUAACAGUGCGAGUCCUCCUCCAGGCAAAAAAUACUGCGUCAUGUGCGGUCGACUCCGCCUCUGCUCGACCACCGGUCGCUCCCACAACAGCAACGAUGCUAAAAAGGAGGAAAUCGCCCACAUUAUUCCUCGUCAGAACAAGGGUGUGUGUACGUCAUGCGACGUGGCCGUCUGGUCCGUCACGGAAGUGCCCGGGUUGGAUAUCAAGUGGUGUAAAGGAUGCAAGAAUUUUCUACCUUGGGAAAAGUUUGGUGAGAAGGGCCUUGCUACUAAAUGCGUGCGCUGUCGUGAUCGUCAAAAGGUAAAGUACGCGAUAAAAAAGUACGGCAAGACAAAAGGUCAAAAGUCUAAAAACCUGUUUUUGACUGUCGGGGGCGAGGACGACUUGUUGGCGGCUAGGCACUUGAGCUGUCUCCGAGCCUCGCCGUAA
Messenger RNA from Phaeodactylum tricornutum CCAP 1055/1, 1641 nucleotides. RefSeq lists its product with no specific name. The record is from RefSeq and is a predicted model, not a curated record. The coding region runs from base 43 to 1641 and encodes 532 amino acids. The transcript is spliced from 2 exons. NCBI's taxonomy places the organism in Eukaryota, Bacillariophyta, Bacillariophyceae, Surirellales, Neidiaceae.